Molecule: messenger RNA, 2437 nt
Organism: Solanum tuberosum (potato)
Lineage: Eukaryota; Viridiplantae; Streptophyta; Magnoliopsida; Solanales; Solanaceae
Exons: 1
Coding region: 223-1020 (265 amino acids)
Biological process (GO): defense response to other organism
Cellular component (GO): plasma membrane
Source: RefSeq, a predicted model, not a curated record
CAAACAAUUCAAAUGAAAACAUCUAUCUCCCAACUUUAGUUCCUACUCACAUUACACCUUUAUCAUAUACUAUUAUUAAAUAUUAAAACCAACCAAAAAAGUUUCUUUCCCUUUUACUUUCCUUAAUCCAAUUCCAAACUCCAUUAUUAGUAUCAUUAUCUUAUAAUAAAUAGAUCCAACAUUCAUUUGUUCAUCUUUCCUUUCAUAAUUCAUUAAGCCAAUAUGACUUCCUCAGAGAGCUUAAGUUUCUUUUCUCCUGAAUAUAGUACACCUAAAAUGUUUCCUCUAACACCAUCACCAACACCAGCACCAACUCAUAAACGUGGCGGUCCAUCGCCUAUGAGCCAAAUCAUCAUGGCAAAACAAGCCCUCAAUCAACCUUUGACACCAGAAAUGUCACAUGAAAUCAAGAAUAAACCAAUAGUACAAUAUGUUGUGCCACGACAACGUAGACGUACAAAUCCUGCAGUGUGGUGUGCUGCAAUACUAUGCAUGAUGUUCUGCCUACUACUAAUAAUAUUUGGUAUUGGAACUUUAGUCAUUUUUCUAUCUAUCAAACCAAGAAAUCCAGUGUUUGAUACAUCAAAUGCAAGCCUAAGUGUCAUAUACUUAGACUCACCUAAGUAUAUGAAUGGUGACUUCACAUUUAUAGCAAAUUUCACCAAUCCAAACAAGAAACUUGAUAUGAGAUUUGAGCAUUUGGUCAUUGAACUUUUUUUCUCAGAUAGCUUAAUAGCAACACAAGUUCUUCAACCUUUCAGUCAGAGGCAACGCGAAACACGAUUAGUACAAGUUCACAUGAUAUCUAGCUUGGUUUAUUUGCCACCAAUUUCAGCCUUCAAGCUACAAAAACAGGUACUUAUCAACAGAGUUGUGUAUAACAUCAGAGGAACUUUUAAGGUCAGAGUUAAUAUUGGCCUAAUUCAUUACUCUUAUUGGUUACAUGGGAGAUGUCAAUUAGAGAUGACAAGUCCACCUACUGGUGCUCUUAUUACACAUAGUUGUAGAACAAAGAGGUGAAAAAAAAAUGAUUACUUCUGUAUAUUGCAUACUUUAGUACAGCAAUUUGAUUUGAUUUUCCAGAUUCCUUCUAUUAUGUCAAGUACAAAAACUAUGUUUCUCAAUGCCAAGCAAGUUGAGAUCGGCUAUAUAAAUUCUCAUUUUUUUCUAUAUUCAAGAUUAAAGGAAACUUAGUUGUUUAGCACUAGAAGUUUCCUGCAGUAUAGUUCAAUAAUUGAAAGGCAAAAGGUUGGAUCAAUUAGACAAUUGUCUCUUUUUCUUUAGUUUUGCCACAGGAAACUUCCCACCCACCCACCUUCCUGCCCCCCCUCCCCCCAGAAGGGGUUUGUGAAGUUGGUAAUAGUGGUGUUCGAGUCAGGUUGUACACACUUGACUAUUCCACCGAGUACAUGCUACCUCCUUACAAGACUUAAACAGAUGGGAAGAAAUCAUCAAUUGUUUUCUGAAGAAGUUUGUAGAGUUGGUAAUUGGGAUUCUAGUUCUAUAUUUCUCAAGCCAUGACAUCUUCAUGUGUCGGAUACUCAAAAAAUGCACUACUUUUGGAGGAUCUAAAAUGUACCCUCGAUAUUUUCGAAGAGUCCAAGCAGCAUAGUAUGAGGCACUUUUAUUGAUACCUCUUUAGUAUAUUGCUUUAAGAUUGCAAUAUAUGUUUCUACAAAAUGGCAGCCAGCUAGCAAAUGGAAUAUAUUAAAUCAUCUCUGGUGGUUCAAAAGUAGCUGAGAUAGCAAAGAAGGACAUACAAGAAGCACCUAAGUACAUACACAAAUCACUUUUUCUUUUAUACCUUUCUAUUUCAAUAAUAAGUAGAAAUAAUUGUUCUAUUCACAAAUCUCUUGGACCUUGCCUGUCCCUUCGAGGAAAUCUGAUAAAAUUGGAAUGAUACAGAGAAGAUUAGCAUGACUCAUGUGCAAGGAUGACAUGCACAAAUUGAGAAAUGGUCUUGGACCUUGCCUCAAACAAGACUUACAGGGGGUAGAUCAGUGCAAAUAUAUAGACAAAGUGAUGCAGUCUGCAUAACAGAACCUCUGCAUUAUCAAGAAUGAUCGACAGCAAAUUUACAACGUCGUUGUAACUGAAAUUGGAUGACAAAAAAAUGUCACAGAAGCCCUUGAAAGUUGCUACUAUGUGUGCCUUAUAUAAGCAGUCACACUAGCUAGUAGCAAUGGCAACAAAGAAUAUAUAUGUGAUCAAAAUUUCUUAUGGAACUUCCACGAGUAUUAUGGACAACGCGGAGAAAAUAUGCAGAAGAGAUGAAGAUCUUUAGCAAUACCAACAAUGUUGAAUGUUAAGGAUUUGUGAUUGUUGUUAUCUGGUUUGUGAGGUGAAAAUCUAAUUUGCUUACACUUAUAGAGGUCUAAAUUUCAGCUAUUCAGAUGUAAUUCAUUAAAUUUGUUUACUUUUUAAGUUAAAAUCUUAA